GAGCUCAAGCAAGUGCAGAUCCUCCACCAUGGCGUGGAAGGCCUGCGUGCUCAGCCUGUUAGUUCUAUCUUUGUGCGCAUCCGUUGCCUUUGUAGCACCGCAGACUUCAGGUACUACCAGCCGGAAUGGUGUGCUUGAGUCAGCUCGCGGACAGCGGCAGGUGAUCAUUUCACAGGAUGCCCGACAAUUUGCACCGCCCAGCUCCACUAGCAGUGCUGGCAGCUUCAGUUUGUUCUGUCGUUUGUCAGCGGCUGCAGCGUGUGCUGUGAUUGCCUCCAGCGCAAGGAAGCAGCAGCGAGCAGAGAAGGUUGUUGUCCGCAUUUUUCCCAGCAGAGCUAUGCACAGACAGAAGACCAUGCGACGCCUUGAGCCCUAUGGUGAGAUUCCAGCAUGGUCCAGAAAACCGUUGCUGAAAAAGAGGCUGGUGCAACCAUGGCGAAAGCGGCCUGUUCGCAGGUUGUCUCCAUUUGGUCGCUAUUUGUAUGAAAGGUCAAGAGUGCGGUGCCACUACAACAUCAAUGUGCGUCAGCUCACCAAGUAUGUGCUGCGUGCUUUCAAGGAGGGGCGCAAGCACCCCAUUGAUCAUUUGAUGGCCAUUCUGGAAAGCCGAAUUGACAACUUCUGCUGGCGUGUUGGGAUCGCCCCAACCAUGGCAGCAGCCCGAUUCAUGGUGCGUGAGAAUCACAUCCAGAUCAGGUCCGAAAGGGUAUCACAUGACUACAAAGAUCCAGAGUGGGUGACAGUAAACACACCUUCACAUCUCCUGAAGCUUGGCGAUGAGAUUCGUGUUAGGCCAAAGCCUAGGUCACAGGGGCUUGCAAAGAGACACCAAGAUGAAGACGGCCCUGUUGAAGUGCCCAGCCAUCUUGAAUGGGACCGCGAGAACUUGAUCGGCAGAUACAAUGACCUGUGUGAUUCUCAAGAGGUUGGCAUCACUGUCAAUGAGGACCACCUGAUCAGCAAGUUCUUGGGGCCUCAGGGUGUGAGACAGAGACACAUCCGUUGGUUUGAAGGAACCACCAUUCCCAUUGAAAAGAUCUACAAUGGAGGCCGCAUCCGGCCAACUCCUGAGAACAUCCUCAACAUGAAGCGUGGAUUUGGCCUCAACGCCAGGGGCUACAAACGUCCACCCUGCCUUUGGGGCCGCAAGAAGAAUCCCCUCAACAAUCCUUGGGAGUAUGGCAGCAAAGUGAAGGUCUGAGAGGGCAUGCACUAGUAACCGCUAGUAUUCACGUCUCGCCUUUCAGAAAAAUGACAGCUGAUAUUAGCUGAUGCAUUGCUGCAGACUUGAGAUGACUUGAGUACAUCAUGACGGCAUUCUGGAGGCAAUUUAAGGCAAUAUUUACUGUAAUCUCACAUGCGCUGAUUAACG
Molecule: messenger RNA, 1372 nt
Organism: Cladocopium goreaui
Lineage: Eukaryota; Dinophyceae; Suessiales; Symbiodiniaceae
Source: the annotation of a GenBank genome assembly